Molecule: messenger RNA, 1602 nt
Organism: Caenorhabditis remanei
Lineage: Eukaryota; Metazoa; Nematoda; Chromadorea; Rhabditida; Rhabditidae
Exons: 12
Coding region: 1-1602 (533 amino acids)
Biological process (GO): sensory perception of chemical stimulus
Cellular component (GO): membrane
Molecular function (GO): G protein-coupled receptor activity
Source: RefSeq, a predicted model, not a curated record
AUGGACCCCAACAUCUCUACCAUCAGUACCACUGUCAUCCCAUCUCAAUGUGCCAACGAUAUCCAAAUGUUUCAAAGAAACACUCCCUACUUUUAUAUCAAUGUUGUCCUUAACCAGUUUUUGGUAGUUCUCACCGGUUUCUUCACUAUUCGCGCAGUAAGGCUGAUGUGGAAGCGGGUGUUCUUCAGUAAAUCGUCUCGAGUGCUCAUCUACGUUGGCUUCGUCAUUGUCAACGUACAUGAAUUAAUUUAUGCUUAUAUUCAAACGUGGUCAGCCCUCCGCUCUAUCCUCCACUCCAAUGACCCCUGCUCCAUCAUGUUCAAUGAAUACGAGUGCUUCUCAUGGUACACCGCCAAUAUAUUCUCCAGACUUCUCAUUCUCACCCUCAACUGUGCUCUAACUAUUGACAGAGUAAUCGCCCUCUGCAUUCCACGUGUCCCAUCAACUUAUCUACGUGGAGCAAUGUUGUCGCUGAAUGCGCUCAUUGUAUCAGUCAUCGUGUGUGCUCACAUGACAAGCGACGGACCGAAUAAUAACAUUCAAUCGAAUUGUUUCCAACGACUUGGACGUAACAUUAAUGAAUUGAAAGCUCAGAUUUAUAUGUACCUUUGGGUUAUCUUGGUUUGUAUGGCAUUCAACGCGUUCUCGUUUUGGCAAGCUAGAAAGAUAAAGAGAUCCCGCUUCGACAUCAAUGAACGUUACAUCAGAAAAGAGGCUGAGAACUCAAGUCGUGCUAUCUCCCUUAUCGUUUUAUACCAAACAAUGGGUCUUGCUUUCUACACAUUCGGAAUCCAUUUCCUUAUCGAAUUCCCUUCUUUUCUGGGCCCAUUCUAUACUGGUAUCGGUGUUCUUUAUGUUUACACGUAUCCAUAUGCCUGCGUGUCUCUUCCAUAUGGUGUCUUGUACACUGCUAACAAGAUUACUAAAAAUAGGAACAAGGCAGUGAAUGAGUUGAAGAAGACAAAUGAGGAUGAGAGUCAGACUGGCUACUUCAAUAAGUUGAAGUCAGGGUGGGAAUCGGAUUUCGAUUCGAAAUUCGCGACGGUUUCGGUUACGCCGAUGAGUUCAAUGGACCCCAACAUCUCGACCAUCAGUACCACUGCCAUCCCAUCUCAAUGUGCCAACGAUAUCCAAAUGUUUCAAAGAAACACUCCCUACUUUUAUAUCAAUGUUGUCAUUAACCAGUUUUUGGUAGUUCUCACCGGUUUCUUCACUUUUCGCGCAGUAAGGCUGAUGUGGAUGCGGGUAUUCUUCAGUAAAUCGUCGCGAGUGCUCAUUUACGUCGGCUUCGUCAUUGUCAACGUACAUGAGUUAAUUUACGCUUAUAUUCUGACGUGGUCAGCCCUCCGCUCUAUCCUUCACUCCAAUGACGCCUGCUCCAUCAUGUUCACAGAGUAUGAAUGCUUCUCAUGGUACACCGCCAAUAUAUUCUCCAGACUUCUCAUUCUCACUCUCAACUGUGCCCUAACUAUUGACAGAGUGAACCCUCUGCAUUCCACGUGUCCCAUCAACAUAUCUACGUGGAGCAAUGUUGUCAAUGACAGCGCUCAUCGUAUCAGUCAUCGUGUGUGCUCACAUGACAAGCGACGGACCAAAUCAUAA